Piliocolobus tephrosceles (Ugandan red Colobus) is the source of this 2521-nucleotide messenger RNA. It is a transcript of the gene MAPKAPK5, whose product is annotated as MAPK activated protein kinase 5. Bases 751 to 2166 code for a protein of 471 amino acids. Gene Ontology annotation, molecular function: protein kinase activity; ATP binding. The transcript is spliced from 14 exons. Lineage: Eukaryota; Metazoa; Chordata; Mammalia; Primates; Cercopithecidae. Gene Ontology annotation, biological process: protein phosphorylation. The record is from RefSeq and is a predicted model, not a curated record.
AUUAGCGCAGCGCCAUCGCCGCGGAAGGUCCAGGGGCCUGUUCUGUAAGCGGCGCGACUUAGGGAGGCCCAGGCGGGCGCCUGCAAGUCGGGUGCGCGGCUCGGGGGCGGCUUGGAAACCCCAGCGGAAGGCAGCAAGGGGCGCGUGGGGCAGUGGAGUCACGAAGCUGGGCGGCAAAAGGGGCGGCCUGGAGCUCCCGCGGAGCACAGCGCGUGCGUGAGGGCAGCCGGCUGGGCUGCCCGGCGCGGGUGUCCCGGCGAUGUGUGGCGCUGAGGCGGCGGCGGGAGCAGCGGCGCCGAGCUCUGCUUCGGCUUCGGUUUCGCAGCGGUGCAGGCGGCGGAGGCGGAGGCGCAGGCUACUCUUUAGGACCUGGCGAGCCCGGGUCUAAGCGGCGGCCCCACGAGGCCCCUGCACAGCGCCCCGGGUGGAGGCCCUCCCCGCCUCGCCCUACCCCGGGAGCCUGACUCCCCAGCCGGGGAUGAGGCUAGGAGGCGGCCGCGCGGGGCCCAGCACAAAGACUUGUCCCCAGGGGCCGCCGCCUCCGCCGCUGCUGCUGCCGCCAGCCUAGAGCCGCCCGCCGAAGCAGAGCCGGCUCCGGGGUCCUCAUCCCCACCGGUCCCGAGGGGCGGCUGCCUCCCAUCGCCACGAGGCCCAGGGGCCCGAGUGCCGAGCCCUUUGCUUCCUCGGCCGCGCGGGGACAGGGCGGCUGCGCAGCCUCUGCCUCUCCCGGCUGUGGGGGCCCCACUGAGUAUGUCGGAGGAGAGCGACAUGGAGAAAGCCAUCAAGGAAACUUCCAUUUUAGAAGAAUAUAGUAUCAAUUGGACUCAGAAGCUGGGAGCUGGAAUUAGUGGUCCAGUUAGAGUCUGUGUAAAGAAAUCUACUCAAGAACGGUUUGCACUGAAAAUUCUUCUUGAUCGUCCAAAAGCUAGAAAUGAGGUACGUCUGCACAUGAUGUGUGCCACACACCCAAACAUAGUUCAGAUUAUUGAAGUGUUUGCCAACAGUGUCCAGUUUCCUCAUGAGUCCAGCCCUAGGGCCCGACUCUUAAUUGUAAUGGAGAUGAUGGAAGGGGGAGAGCUAUUUCACAGAAUCAGCCAGCACCGGCACUUUACAGAGAAGCAAGCCAGCCAAGUAACAAAGCAGAUAGCUUUGGCUCUGCGGCACUGCCACUUGUUAAACAUUGCGCACAGAGACCUCAAGCCCGAAAAUCUGCUUUUUAAGGAUAACUCUUUGGAUGCCCCAGUGAAGUUGUGUGACUUUGGAUUUGCCAAGAUUGACCAAGGUGACUUGAUGACACCCCAGUUCACCCCUUAUUAUGUAGCACCCCAGGUACUGGAGGCGCAAAGAAGGCAUCAGAAGGAGAAAUCUGGCAUCAUACCUACCUCACCGACGCCCUACACUUACAACAAGAGCUGUGAUUUGUGGUCCCUAGGGGUGAUUAUCUAUGUGAUGCUGUGCGGAUACCCUCCUUUUUACUCCAAACACCACAGCCGGACUAUCCCAAAGGAUAUGCGAAGAAAGAUCAUGACAGGCAGUUUUGAGUUCCCAGAGGAAGAGUGGAGUCAGAUCUCAGAGAUGGCCAAAGAUGUUGUGAGGAAGCUCCUGAAGGUCAAACCAGAGGAGAGACUCACCAUUGAGGGAGUGCUGGACCACCCCUGGCUCAAUUCCACCGAGGCCCUGGAUAAUGUGCUGCCUUCUGCUCAGCUGAUGAUGGACAAGGCAGUGGUUGCAGGAAUCCAGCAGGCUCACGCGGAACAGUUGGCCAACAUGAGAAUUCAGGAUCUGAAAGUCAGCCUCAAACCCCUGCACUCAGUGAACAACCCCAUUCUGCGGAAGAGGAAGUUACUUGGCACCAAGCCAAAGGACAGUGUCUAUAUCCACGACCAUGAGAAUGGAGCCGAGGAUUCCAAUGUUGCCUUGGAAAAACUCCGAGAUGUGAUUGCUCAGUGUAUUCUCCCCCAGGCUGGAGAGAAUGAAGAUGAGAAGCUGAAUGAAGUAAUGCAGGAGGCUUGGAAGUAUAACCGAGAAUGCAAACUCCUAAGAGAUACUCUGCAGAGCUUCAGUUGGAAUGGUCGUGGAUUCACAGAUAAAGUAGAUCGACUAAAACUGGCAGAAAUUGUGAAGCAGGUGAUAGAAGAGCAAACCACGUCCCAUGAAUCCCAAUAAUGACAGCUUCAAACUUUGUGUUUUUUUUAAUAAUUUGAAAAAUUAUUCUUAAAUGUAUAAUUUUAUGUAAAUUAAUAAAUCAUAAUUUCAUUUCCACAUUGAUUAAAGUUGCUAUAUAGAUUUAGGGUGCAGGACUUAAUAAUAGUAUAGUUAUUGUUUGUUUUUAAGGAAAGCUCACAUCUAGAGAUACACUAUUACUUUAGGACUGUGUAGUUGUAUAUUUGUAAGAUGACAGAUGAUGCUGUCAAGCAAUAUUAUUUUAUUUGUAAUAAAAUAUACAAAAAUCACUUGCCAGCAGUAGAUAAAGGACCGACUAUACUGACCUUUCUGAUUAGUAAACAGUUGAAUUAAGGAC